This is a messenger RNA of Python bivittatus (Burmese python), 2068 nucleotides long. It is a transcript of the gene SLC35B2, whose product is annotated as solute carrier family 35 member B2. Gene Ontology annotation, biological process: 3'-phosphoadenosine 5'-phosphosulfate transport; transmembrane transport. The record is from RefSeq and is a predicted model, not a curated record. Lineage: Eukaryota; Metazoa; Chordata; Lepidosauria; Squamata; Pythonidae. Gene Ontology annotation, cellular component: endoplasmic reticulum membrane; Golgi membrane. Gene Ontology annotation, molecular function: 3'-phosphoadenosine 5'-phosphosulfate transmembrane transporter activity.
CUUUCACUUUCCGUCCCAGUCAUGCCCGGUUUUCCGCCCGCCUGCGGGGCUCCUUCCCCUUCGGAACCACGACCCUUGCUGGCGGCCUCCGGACCGGCAGGUGACGCUGUGGGGCCUCUUGAGGCACGACUGGCCGGGCGAACCGCCGGUUCCUGGCCUGUGGCGUCGGGAGGGAGGCGCGGCGGUUUUCGAAGGACGCAAGUGCGGGGAGCGUCGCGCACCGGCCCCGCCGGCACCAUGGGCCGCAGUAGAUUCUGCCUGGCUCUUGUGCUAACUGUUCUUCAUGCGGUGGCUGCAAAUGAAGAUGCACCUGUUGUUCACCAGGACUCCUGGGGAGAUUUUUGGCUGUUACGGUUUUUGGUCAAUGCUGCAGGCUAUGCAAGCAUUGUUGUGCCAGGCUUCUUGCUUAUACAGUAUUUUAAGAGGAAAAAUUAUCUUGAAACAGGCCGAGGAAUUUGUUUUCCGGUAAUCAAAUCAUGUGUUUUUGGCAAUGAGGCCAAAUCAGCGCAUCAGGAUGAUGCCAUUUUGGCAGCUCGAAAUGAGACUGUAGAGUCAUCCACAGCCCGUCAAGUUUUCAAGCUGCUAUUCUGCGCAACUGGCCUACAGAUCUCCUAUUUAACAUGGGGUGUCCUGCAGGAGCGUGUGAUGACCAGGACAUAUGGAGCAAGUGGGUCGGAGCCUGGAGAGAAGUUCAAAGAUUCUCAGUUCCUUGUCUUCAUGAACCGGAUCCUGGCCUGUACUGUGGCUGGUCUCUACUGUGCUCUAAUCAAGCAGCCCCGUCAUGGCGCUCCCAUGUACAAGUAUUCUUUUGCUUCCCUCUCCAACAUUCUCAGCAGCUGGUGCCAGUAUGAAGCUCUCAAGUAUAUUAGUUUCCCCACACAGGUGCUGGCCAAAGCCUCCAAGGUGAUUCCAGUCAUGCUGAUGGGCAAACUGGUGUCACGCAAAAGCUAUGAGUAUUGGGAAUACUUAACAGCCGCACUCAUUUCAGUAGGGGUUAGCAUGUUCUUGCUCUCUAGUACUCAUGACAAGCAUCUCUCCACUGUCACUACCUUCUCUGGCGUGAUCCUCCUCGGUGGCUACAUUGCUUUUGACAGUUUCACUUCCAACUGGCAGGAUGCACUCUUCACCUAUAAGAUGUCCUCAGUGCAAAUGAUGUUUGGAGUGAAUGUCUUUUCUUGCCUAUUCACCGUGGGUUCGUUGCUGGAGCAGGGUGCCUUGAUAGAAUCAAUAAACUUUAUGGCACGGCAUUCAGAAUUUGCUGCCCAUGCUGUGCUUUUGUCGGUGUGUUCCGCCUUUGGACAGCUGUUCAUCUUCUACACCAUCAACCAAUUUGGAGCAGCUGUCUUCACCAUUAUCAUGACUCUACGCCAAGCCUUUGCCAUCCUGCUUUCUUGUCUCAUCUAUGGCCAUGCAGUCACUGUGAUAGGUGGGCUGGGAGUAGCUGUGGUUUUCAUAGCACUUUUCCUCCGUGUCUAUGCCCGCAGUCGCAUGAAGAAGCGAGCAAAAAAAGUACCUGCUGGUGAGGGCACAAUACAAAAGGUUUAGGAGCUACAAGAAAAACUCUUGUCCUCCCAGCCAUUCUCCCAGAGAUCCAAAGCAUUUGCUUAAUCCUGCUCAUGAACUUCGUAGGGAGCUGGAAAGGGCGAAGCUUGAUUAUUUUUUUCCCAGAUGAUUUUUUGAAAAGUACUGGGUUGGCUUGAAGAAAAUGAAGGAGUGCUGCUUCUUACUGUUAAUGUCUGAACAUUUUUCUCAAAACAAGUGGUACUGAGAUCCUUUUCCCAGUGAACAGAUGGAGGUAAGCCUAAUAUGCUUACCCUGACUUGUGGUUUUAUAAGAAAUGGCUUAUUUAUGAUCAGGGCAAAGUGGAAUUGUUUUUAUACAGUUCCCAUCCUACUGCUGUGUGAAAGGGAAUAACAAGAGUAAAACUUCUAAAAGUUCUUAUCAGAACAAAAUAUCCAAACUUAACUAUUGAAAGACCAACCUAGCCCAGCUCCCGUAGGAAAUCUGGGACUUACCUUACUGCAAGUAACUUUUUUUAUAAUCGGGGUUGCACUUAAAAAAAAAAAAA